UCGUAUUCGGGUUUUUUGUAUGGGCUUGGGUGGUUCUUCUUCUUGGAUGGAUCGGACUGCUGAGAAAGGCAUAAAAGUGAGGCUCAAGCGUCAACAGCAGCCAUUGCGCGUGAUGCAAUUGAAGUGCUAACACCUCGCACCGCCCGAGUUUUAGCUAGAAGUUCAUCGCCAAUUACCAGCGGAGCAUCAGCAGCGUAGGAAUAUUCUGUAUUUCUUUUUUUUUUUGGUUAAUCGCGUGUGUGAAAAAUUCCACUCCUUGCAGCUGCGAUUUUAUCAUGUGAACACCAUCCCAAGUGAAUAACUACAAAAAUAAUACAAAACACAAACUGUGAAAGUGCAAAAACACACUAAAAAACAUUCGUUAGAGGAUUAAGGCUACGAGUCAGAGAAUUCGUGCAAUAUAUACUGAGAAUAUACAUAUAUAUUACAGAGAAAACGUUAAACACAAUAAUAAUUGAAAAAGAAAUCAGAUCGCAAUGCAGUCAACCCAAAGUAAGAGUGAUCGAUCUUCGAUGCACAGGGGCCCUCUACUUCUCUGCGCCGUGAUGGUCGUCCUGGUGACUUUGCCUGAACAGAUAAAUGCUCGUAUGGCAUUUGAAAAGCUAACGGACUUUGAUUUUCCGGGCAACACGUAUUACAGCGUGAAAAACCUUUCACUGUAUGAGUGUCAAGGAUGGUGUCGCGAGGAGGCAGAUUGCCAAGCGGCGGCCUUUAGUUUUGUGGUUAACCCUCUGUCGCCUUCGCAAGAGACCCACUGUCAAUUGCAGAACGACUCCUCCGCAGCCAAUCCUUCGGCAGCUCCGCAAAGAAGCGCAAACAUGUACUACAUGAUAAAAUUGCAGCUGCGCAGCGAGAAUGUGUGCCACCGACCGUGGAGUUUCGAGAGGGUUCCAAACAAGGUGAUCCGCGGCCUGGACAAUGCACUAAUAUACACCAGUACAAAAGAGGCCUGCUUAUCAGCUUGCCUCAACGAAAGACGAUUCGUAUGCCGAUCUGUGGAGUAUGAUUAUAACAACAUGAAGUGUGUGCUCAGUGAUUCGGAUAGACGCAGCUCUGGACAGUUUGUUCAACUAGUGGAUGCUCAGGGUACGGAUUACUUUGAGAAUUUGUGUUUAAAGCCGGCUCAGGCCUGUAAGAAUAACCGUUCGUUUGGCAAUUCCCAAAAAAUGGGGGUCUCCGAAGAGAAGGUUGCCCAAUACGUUGGUCUGCACUACUAUACUGACAAGGAACUCCAAGUGACCUCAGAAUCCGCCUGCCGUUUGGCAUGUGAAAUUGAAUCUGAGUUCCUGUGCCGCUCCUUCCUGUACCUGGGUCAACCCCAAGGAUCCCAGUACAACUGUAGGCUAUAUCAUUUGGAUCAUAAGACCCUGCCCGAUGGUCCAUCCACCUAUUUGAACCAUGAGCGCCCACUGAUCGAUCAUGGAGAGCCCAUUGGUCAGUACUUUGAAAACCAGUGCGAGAAGGCCGCCGGUUUGGGAGCUGGAUCACCACCGGGAACUCUGGAUAAAAUCGAUACUCUACCCGUUAGCCUAGACACCAUUGAAGAUCCCAACCUGACCAACUUAACCCGCAAUGACGUUAACUGUGACAAGACGGGAACUUGCUAUGAUGUUUCUGUUCACUGCAAGGACACUAGAAUUGCCGUACAGGUCCGCACCAACAAGCCGUUCAAUGGACGCAUUUAUGCUUUGGGACGCUCUGAGACCUGCAACAUCGAUGUUAUUAACUCUGACGCUUUUCGGUUGGAUUUGACCAUGGCUGGACAGGAUUGUAACACGCAGAGUGUGACCGGUGUCUACUCCAACACAGUGGUUUUGCAGCAUCACAGCGUGGUAAUGACCAAGGCCGACAAGAUCUAUAAGGUUAAGUGCACUUACGAUAUGAGCUCAAAGAAUAUCACCUUCGGUAUGAUGCCGAUCCGUGACCCGGAGAUGAUCCAUAUAAAUUCGUCACCGGAAGCUCCACCACCAAGGAUCCGCAUCCUGGACACACGACAGCGUGAGGUGGAGACUGUGCGUAUUGGAGAUCGUCUUAAUUUCCGCAUCGAGAUUCCUGAAGACACUCCCUAUGGCAUUUUUGCUCGAUCUUGUGUGGCAAUGGCUAAGGAUGCCCGCACCAGCUUUAAGAUCAUCGACGAUGACGGCUGCCCCACUGAUCCCACCAUCUUCCCCGGCUUCACCGCCGACGGCAAUGCUUUGCAAUCUACAUACGAGGCGUUCCGAUUCACGGAGAGCUACGGCGUGAUCUUCCAAUGCAAUGUCAAGUACUGCUUGGGUCCAUGUGAGCCGGCUGUGUGCGAAUGGAACAUGGAUUCAUUCGAAUCUUUGGGGAGACGGCGUCGUCGCUCUAUCGAGAGCAACGAUACCAAGAGCGAGGACGAUAUGAACAUCUCGCAGGAGAUCCUCGUUUUAGACUUCGGCGAUGAAAAGCGCGAAUUUUUUAAGGCAGAUCCCAGCACAGACUUCGCCAAAGACAAAACUGUUACCAUCAUUGAGCCAUGCCCCACGAAGACAUCGGUCCUAGCUCUCGCGGUCACCUGCGCGUUGAUGAUCCUACUCUACAUUUCAACUUUAUUCUGCUACUACAUGAAAAAGUGGAUGCAGCCCCACAAGAUCGUAGCAUAAGUUGAAGGAUCAAGAAAAAGUAGGAAAAAAAAGAAAGAAAACAAAAAGAAAGUACACAACACGAUUGUCACCACAUACGCUCCCUCCGUUCUCUCCGACACACACACACACACACACACAUAUUUCAAUGUCUUUGGCGCACACGCAAAUUACUGACAAACGUAUAAUUUUUGUUUUUUUUUUUUCGAUAUUCAUAUAAAUUAUUAAAUUAAAAUACAAUUUAUUUUUUAAUAUUUAUUUAGACUUAAAGCAUAAAAUAUAAAAUUCUUAGAGAGCAAAGAAAAGAAAAAAAGUCGUAGUAGAGACACAAUCGCUGAGGAGCACACUUUCGUUGCGAAUUAGUAAAAGGAAAAAUGAAAACAAGAAGGAAUAAGCUGCGAGCCCGUACUUUCUAUAAAGUUGCGAAAGGGUAAAACAAAAACGGUCCUUGGCAAGUGAGACAGAUAGAAAAAUGGAUCAUGAUCCCUUUUGUAACUUCUAUAGAGACUGCAGCCGCACACACUCGCACUUAAACACACUCACUUAUACACUCACCCAAAUCCACAAUUAUUUACGUACUCACACGAGACCACAUUUAUUUAAUUUUAAACUGAAAGCAGUGAACAUUAAACAAAAGCAAAAAAGCGCAACUAAUUUUAACUGAUGAGAACCAGAGAUAAGAAAAAUUUCAUCGAUGACAUUAGAAAUUGUGCUUAAUUGUAUUGCAUUUAUUUAAUUUAAAUUAUUUAUGAUAAUAAAGAAAAAAAAACCAUAUUUAAACAAAUUUCGUGAUGCUAUUUCAAAUUUUGAGUACAACACUUCAUUUUUAUAAAGCGCUGCUACGAAAAUAUCUGUUCUGCUGGUGUUAAACUUGAAAUUUUUUUUUACGAUAUUUACGAUCGCACAACAUCAGUAAAAUUGAUAGAUAUUUAAGCUUUACAGACUUCAGACACCAGUUAAUCAGAAAUAAAUACCUUCUGAAAACUCGAAGUUCUUUUGUGCAGCGUUUUGAAACUCGGAACUGAAAAUAAUUGUGUACUUUUGGGCGCUGCCAUGCUUUCAGCUCUCACAGUUUACUGUUCCCCAUAAAACUGAGAAUUGUUUAAGAUAGAUCGAUAAGAUAGAUAGAUAAGAUGGAUAGAUUUCGGUUCAAAUUACCAGCCGCACAGGAGUUCCAGAAAGAGACCUACGAUCAGUUGGUAGUUGGCUUAGCAUUUUGUAAGGAAAUUUUGAUGGCAAUAAAAAUAGUUGUCCAACAAUGGAAUGUCAUACACUCAAUUUUUGUAUCCAUUUUCCAGACCUAAAGCGUCGCCGCAAAAAUCUGUAAAAUUGCUGCCAACUUUAUUUCGCUUCCUUUUAGCCAACCCCCACCGCAACUCCUCCGCCACAGAAGGUUGGGACCCAGAAGGGAGCUACUUAAGAUUAUUGCUUUGUUGUUUGUCUUGCAAAUUAGGCAAAUUAAGUGAGGAUUAAUUAAUUUUAUCCUGACUUAAAUUUGAUUUCACAAAACGGUUUUUCACCUGAAGAUUAAAGCGAUGACAGAGCGUGUCUGUGGUAACACUAAAUACACGUGAGCCAUCUUUGCUUUUCUAGGAGAGCAAGUGAGAGGAGAAGGAGGAAGAAAAGAGAGUGGGAAGAAGAGAAGAGAAUGAAAACUUCAGUUCGCCGAUUUUUUUUAUUGGGAACAGACGCGCUUUGCUGGGCCGGAAAAGUUAUCCUCGUUAUGUGCGUCAACCACAAAGUUGUGGAAUAAUAAGAAAAUAUGGUAGGGUAGGUGCAUAUUAAAAGUGUUUUAGUUUAGUCUAAAGCCGCCUAAUUGUGAAAUAAAGCGUGCAUUAAAACGGGAUAAAAUCCCGUUAGUUUUCCAUGUGCUCGAAGAGGAAGAAGAUGCAUUGCGUUGCCUUUUGUGUUUUUGUUCUUUUU
This is a messenger RNA of Drosophila melanogaster (fruit fly), 4526 nucleotides long. RefSeq names its product trynity (gene tyn). NCBI's taxonomy places the organism in Eukaryota, Metazoa, Arthropoda, Insecta, Diptera, Drosophilidae. The record is from RefSeq and is marked reviewed. The transcript has 8 exons. The coding region runs from base 477 to 2624 and encodes 715 amino acids.